AAUGAGGCAGAAUUCUCCAUGGUAACCGCAGCCCUCUGAGGCUGUCGCUGCUAAUCCUUCAGGAGCUUACUCAUUUCUUACUUGCCAUAAGAGGGUCUUAACCAAAACACAGGAGUUCUGCCCAAAACAGCUCCUGGAUAAUCAUUGUGACCAGGCAACCCGGUGCGAGCACAGGAGACAACACUGCAGAAAGCAAAUAGGAGGAAAAGGGCAGUUAACAUGCACCGGAGGUCCAGCUCUUCCCUGCUGCUGGUGCUGCUACUGAUAAGUGCUGUGGAGACUGGAGGCCAUGAGCACAGGUACCUUGAGGAUGUGCUGCAGGCUCUGGGUGUGCAGGGGGCAGAGGGCCAGCCCAGACUCCAGAGAUGCCAUAUUGGACUCCUGAUCAACAGAGUGCUGCAAGCGGUGCAUUGUGAGGAGCAGUUUGACACCUCACACGACAUCUGUGGAAAGUGCCUGACUCCAGACACAGUUCUCUCUGUCCUGGACAAUAACAGAAGCCCCCUCCUCACUGAAGAGGACUAUCAGAAGAUUUCUACGGUGUUGCUUUACUAUAUCAUUAACUUGCAAGACUUGUGCAUGCCAAAUAUGGCUUCCUCUCUCACAUCCUCCUCUCUUUCAUCAUCUUCUGAGAAUUAUCAGUUUUAUUUGUUGGCCCUUGCUAACCUGCACCCCGCAGAGGACAAUCUUUUUUUAUCAUUCAAUGAAACUGGAAGCGUUCUACAGCUUAUCAACAGACAUUACCAUCCAGUGCACCAAGAAUCUGAUAUGCAAUGUGUUGAUGCAGCUCAUCUUCUCAGGAAAAUUGAUGUUGGAGAAGAUCCUGGUGCUGACAUGUCCACUGUGCCUAAACUGUCUGCAGCCAUCAUCAGUCACAUGCUCCUGGGACACUGUUUCCAACAAAGAAAUCUCCCCUCUCCAACUUUCUUCACAGACUACAUCUUUGAAUCCUUAAACUGCUCGAGAAAUCUCCAGCUAUUUGAUUUAGAAGAAUUGCUUCAUCAGUUGGGAGUGGGCCAUGAAGAUAUGGCACACCAUCAUAGCAGAAAGAGGCGGAGCAUCACUAGAAAUACACAAAAAGAUAAAGAGCAUCAGUUCGGAGAGGGUGUCUGUGACGAGGAGAAUAAAGCAACUACCAGUGAUUGGGCCCAGGUCUGUUUUUCUGCCAAUCAGUUGGUGGAUAUUUUUGCUCUGGAUCCUUAUUUGCCAAUUUCCAAGGACCACUUCAGACAAAUUUGCCCUGCCAUCAUUCAGCAGUUGCUAGGCAAUGCUUGUGAGUCUACAGAGUCAAACACAAGAGGACCUCAGCCCACUGCUUUGGAGAAGUAUGGCUACAGUACAAUUGCAGUCUUGCUCAUCACUCUUGGCUCUAUGCUUGGCACCUGCCUGAUUUUCUUCCACUCCUGCCAGGAGACAUACACCCUGAUCCUCCAGCUGUUUGUGGGCCUGGCGGUGGGGACCCUGUCUGGGGAUGCACUGCUUCACCUCAUCCCACAGAUCCUAGGUCUUCACGAACACGAUCACAUUAAAAAAGAACAUUUUGCUGAAGGAAAGGACCAUCUUUGGAAACUUUUGGGCAUGAUAGCUGGAAUCUAUGCUUUUUUCCUUCUUGAAAAGAUAUUUGCAUUUGUGGUUCCAUCUCAUGCACAUAGUCAUGGACUUCCUUUGGAGCUCAACUGCAAUGGUCAGUCUCAGAGGGGCAAGUCCAUCUCCACUAUACAGUUGGGCCCUGUGGAUGAAUUGGAUUGUGCAGAAAUGUCCCCGGAGCACACAAACAUGAGAAGCCAUCCAAAACAAAGACAAGGAGUUCCUCUACUGGCUGUGAUGGUAAUUGUGGGAGACAGCCUUCAUAACUUUGCCGAUGGCCUUGUUAUUGGGGCUGCCUUCUCUUCAUCGGCAGAGACUGGAAUGGCGACCACAGUGGCAAUCCUUUGCCAUGAGAUACCACAUGAGAUGGGAGACUUUGCGGUGCUGCUGAACUCAGGCCUACCUGUGAAGACUGCCGUGCUCAUGAACUUCCUGAGCGCCCUCACUGCCUUCAUGGGCCUCUACAUUGGUCUGUUUGUGUCUGCAGAGGCCCAGGUGCAGCAGUGGAUCUUCAGUGUGACAGCCGGGAUCUUCCUCUACCUCUCCCUGGUAGAAAUGCUCCCGGAGAUGAGUCGUGUGAAGACCACUCGGCCCUGCCUCAUGUUUUUUCUGCAGAACCUUGGACUCCUGAUGGGCUGGGCUUGCCUCUUACUGCUGGCCCUCUUUGAACAUGAACUCAGACUGUAAACAAUAUACUUUCAUAUAACAUAUUUAUCACCAUAAGUCCCUGUUAUGCAAGUAAAGUGAAAUCAAAUUUAAAUAAGCUCAUGUUUUUAGAAAUCACAGAAGCAUGUAAAUUGUAUCUUUUUAUAUAUUGUAUUUUAUACUCAUGAUAUGUCAUACCAAAUAGACACAUAGAGUUUUCUGUGGAAAGUGAGUGUGUGUAGUAUAAGAUAUAAUUUGUUCAGAUAAUAGCAAUGAUAUCAAUAAUACUGUCCUGUUUAAUUGGUAAUAGUCCAAUUUUAAUGGCCUUAUCAGAAGCUUUGUUUGGUAUAAGCUGCUUUAAACAUUUUUUAUGUAAGAUGUUUCUUCUUGGCAGUUUCUCACCUCUGUAUCAUUGUUAUUUGUUUUGGCCCUCUGUGUGAUCCAAUAUGAGGGCACUUCCACCCACCUGGGCUGUUGUGUUCAUCCACCAACCUGGAUGACUAAUGCUCACUGUGCAAGACUGAGGCUCAGCAGCCACUGCCCACACACUCUCUGCUGGCCAGAGCAGGCCCACUGACAGAGGAACAACACAAUACAGACUAUUACUUUCAGUGUGUGAAGAUGAAAUUAUAGCUGUAAUAAAAUAAAAUGAAAAACAUGGUUCAUUUU
Periophthalmus magnuspinnatus is the source of this 2901-nucleotide messenger RNA. RefSeq names its product zinc transporter ZIP12-like. The record is from RefSeq and is a predicted model, not a curated record. The transcript is spliced from 13 exons. Gene Ontology annotation, cellular component: membrane. Gene Ontology annotation, molecular function: zinc ion transmembrane transporter activity. Bases 220 to 2274 code for a protein of 684 amino acids. Gene Ontology annotation, biological process: zinc ion import across plasma membrane; intracellular zinc ion homeostasis. NCBI's taxonomy places the organism in Eukaryota, Metazoa, Chordata, Actinopteri, Gobiiformes, Gobiidae.